Messenger RNA from Staurois parvus, 315 nucleotides. The record is from the annotation of a GenBank genome assembly. NCBI's taxonomy places the organism in Eukaryota, Metazoa, Chordata, Amphibia, Anura, Ranidae.
AGUCCGGACACUUUCACCCCCCUUCCAGUCCGGACACUUUCACCCCCCUUCCAGUCCGGACACUUUCACCCCCUUCCAGUCCGGACACUUUUCACCCCCUUCCAGUCCGGACACUUUCCCCCCCUUCCAGUCCGGACACUUCCCCCCCUUCCAGUCCGGACACUUUUCCCCCCCUUCCAGUCCGGACACUUUUCCCCCCCUUCCAGUCCGGACACUUUCACCCCCUUCCUGUCCGGACACUUUCACCCCCUUCCUGUCCGGACACUUUCCCCCCCUUCCAGUCCGGACACUUUCCCCCCCUUCCAGUCCGGACAC